Molecule: messenger RNA, 1860 nt
Organism: Octopus bimaculoides (California two-spot octopus)
Lineage: Eukaryota; Metazoa; Mollusca; Cephalopoda; Octopoda; Octopodidae
Product: 60S acidic ribosomal protein P0
Source: RefSeq, a predicted model, not a curated record
UCAUGAAGGGAUGGUUCAUCCAAGGAAAUACUGGUUCAAUACCUAGUAUUUUGGGGGAAUAAAUUUCCUUAAAAUAAUAGGUAUAUAUACAUAAAAAGAUAUAGUUUAUAUUCAUUUAAAAGCAGAAAAGGAAAUGGAGAUUAGGAAGAUAAUAAUUGUUUAUUAUUAACAGCAAGUUGGUCAUCUUCACUUACAGCCAUUUCAGAUAUAUUAAUACUCAAUAAACAUUAAAUUUACAUUAAUGUGACAUGAGCACAAUAUCAUCAGAGGAAAAAAGAUGUAUAUUUAGAUGUUAUGUGUGUGCUUAUGAAUUCAUUUUAGCAGACUGAAUGUUAUGUGUGUGUGCACAUAUGUAUAUAUAUAUAUGAAACAAUGUUUCUUUAUGUUAUAUAUUUUUUUAAAGAAUGUAUCAGCUCUAACUGAACCUUCAUGAUGUAUUCCCUUCUGUCAUAUCUACGUCUCAUUUACCAGGCUGUGCUUUAUACUUUUUCUCACACAUUGCUUUCCUCUGGAGCUUCAUCUCAGUUUCCAUGAAACUUCAAGCAUUCAAACAGAUCGUUGACUCUAUUAAUCUUACCCUGUUAUUCUUACUCGGGGAGAGCUUAAAAAGGAUAUAGACAGUCUUUCUUUCAACUCAGGGACUACACCACAGCAAUUUAAAGAUAAAUCUGAGAAUGUAUAAUAUGCUGCCCGUUAAAACAGUAUGGCAACUAAGAGAUGGUCAAGGAAGAUAAAUCAACCUGGAAAGCCAACUAUUUCAUCAAGAUCAUUCAAUUGCUUAAUGAAUAUCCCAAAUGCUUCAUCGUCAAGGCAGACAAUGUUGGCUCCAGGCAGAUGCAGACCUUCAGAAUGUCACUCAGGGGCCAUGCAGUUGUCCUCAUGGGUAAAAAUACAAUGAUGAGGAAGGCCAUAAGAGGUCAUUUGGAGCACAAUGCAGCCCUUGAAAGGUUACUGUCACACAUUAAGAACAAUGUUGGUUUUGUGUUCACUUUGGCUGAUAUCAGGGAUAGAUUGACGAAUAACAAGGUAAAAACUCCUGCUCUUGUUGGUGCUGUUAGUCCUUGUGAUGUGUUGAUACCUGCUUAAAAUACAGCUCUUGGUCCUGAAAAGACUUCUUUCUUCUAAGCUUUGUCUAUCCCAACAAAAAUUUCCAGUGGUCCUAUUGAAAUCUUGAAUGAUGUCCGUAACAUAGUUUGAUUAUUCAAUAUAGCAAGGGGAGAUCAUUGAGUUGUCUCCCUUUUUUCUUUUUUUUUCUUUUAAUAUUUGGCACUGUAGACAACAGAAGUUUUUCUAGUACUCUUCCUGAAUCUUUCCAAUGUAGAAGAAGAGUAACAAAUAUCGAAUUAAAUAAAUACAAUGAACAGUAAACAAAUUGUUUUCACAUAUGACAUACAUUCAAUGUUUCUAAAGUUAAAGAAAAUACCCAGAAAAUAUUCAAAAAAAACAUUUAGUGAUUGAAAGUGGGUGGAAAUGUUGUGCAAUAGUGAAGUGAAAGCUGAAUUUCAGCAGCUAAAAAGACUGACUUUAAUCUGAUAGAUGAUCGGAAACAUUGAAUACAAAUGAGAUGAUAAAUUUAGAAACUAGGAUCUCACAGGUUAACACAAAAUAGAAAUCACUUACCUCAACAUCAUCAUAAUCAUUUAACAUCCAUUUUCCAUUUUGGCUUGGGUUAAAAUCAAUAACUAGACUGAUGCAAUUUCAUAUAGCUAAAAUGAUUAUUCAUUAAUUUUUUUACAUUUAUAAUUUAACAUUAACUUAUAUUAUUUCUUUCAGUUGUUCAAACUUGUCAUCAAGUAUUUCAAUUGAAUUUCCAAAUACUUUGUUUCGUAUUUCAUUCUUCAUAUCAUUUUCAAUGUUUUA